Messenger RNA from Macadamia integrifolia, 2162 nucleotides. RefSeq names its product SRSF protein kinase 1-like. The coding region runs from base 263 to 1579 and encodes 438 amino acids. Lineage: Eukaryota; Viridiplantae; Streptophyta; Magnoliopsida; Proteales; Proteaceae. Gene Ontology annotation, molecular function: ATP binding; protein kinase activity. Gene Ontology annotation, biological process: protein phosphorylation; spliceosomal complex assembly; regulation of mRNA processing. The record is from RefSeq and is a predicted model, not a curated record. The transcript has 4 exons.
CAUUACACUCUUUGUGGAAAAUAAAAGGAAACCAAAGAUCGCAGAAGUUGAAGGCAACAAAUACCGGUCUCCUUCUCAGGUGGAAUUUCGAUUAACUCUCUAUCUUUCUCUCUCUAAACCUCCAAAAAUAACAAGAACAACAACGACAAUAGCUAUAGCAACGUAAAGGUGGGGGAAGAGAGAUUGGCUGAUUCGAAAGAAAUAACCGAAGGAAAAUCAGAGAGAACUCAAGAGAAAGAGAGGUGAAGAUUUAAUAGCAGAGAUGUCGUGUUCUCCAUCAUCGGGUGAAGAAGAAGAUGAGGGGACCAACGCUUACAGGAAAGGUGGAUAUCAUCAUGUGAGAAUCGGAGAUCCGUUCGCUGGAGGUCGGUAUAUCGCUCAGAGAAAACUGGGUUGGGGUAAUUUCUCUACUGUUUGGCUCGCUUACGACACUCAAUCCUCUGGAUAUGUAGCUCUUAAGAUCCAGAAAAGUGCCACUGAAUUUUCUCAAGCCGCCCUCCAUGAGGUGGAAGUCCUCUCUGCAAUAGCCGAUGGUGACCCCUCCAAUUCAAAAGGCGUUGUUCGAUUAAUUGACCACUUCAAGCAUGCAGGUCCAAAUGGGCAGCACCCUUGUAUGGUUUUUGAGUUUCUUGGUGACAGUUUGCUCCGGUUGAUCAGAUAUAACGGUUAUAGUUGCCUUGAAUUAAACAAGGUUAGGGAGAUGUGCAGAUGGAUUUUGCUAGGUCUUGAUUACUUGCAUAGGGAACUCAAUAUAAUCCAUACAGACCUAAAGCCUGAAAAUGUUCUUCUCGUCUCCACCAUUGAUCCUGCCAAAGAUCCUAUUCGAUCUGGGUUAACACCAAUCCUUGAGAGGCCUGAGGGUAAUCCUAAUGGAGGGAUUGUGGUGAAUAUUGAUGAGAGACAGCUGAAGAGGAAGGCAAAGAGAGCAGUGGCAAAGAUCACAGAAAGGAGAGCUUCAAUGGGUGGUUCUCCAAAGCGUGCGAAGGUCAUGGAGGGCAUUAAUUUUAAGUGCAAGAUUGUAGAUUUUGGAAAUGCAUGUUGGGUAGAUAAACGAUUCACAGAAGAUAUUCAAACAAGGCAAUAUAGGGCUCCUGAGGUCAUUAUUGGGGCUGGAUAUUCCUUCCCUGUUGAUAUAUGGUCUUUCGCUUGCAUGGCCUUUGAGCUUGCGACUGGAGAUAUGCUGUUUGCUCCUAAGAGUGGCCAAGGGUAUAGUGAGGAUGAGGAUCACCUGGCUCUGAUGAUGGAACUUCUCGGAAAGAUGCCCCGGAAGAUAGCUAUUUCUGGAUCUCGAUCAAAAGACUACUUCGACAGACAUGGAGAUCUAAAGAGGAUCCGGAGACUGAAAUUCUGGCCACUAGAUCGACUUCUGAUUGAGAAAUACAAGUUCUCCGGUUCUGAUGCCCAGGAAUUUGCGGAGUUUCUGUGUCCCCUUCUCAAUUUUGCACCAGAUAAUCGGCCAACUGCCGAGCAAUGCCUACAACACCCGUGGCUCAAUAUCAGAAAGUCAACAGAUUGUGAUGAAGACCAAGAAUCUAGUGUAAAAAAGUUGGAAGCUGGGGUGAACAAGGUUAAGAUUUAAUGGGGAAUGGAUUGGAGGCUUUGGCAUGUGCUUCCUUUCAAAAUUCCAUAUGGGUAUUGUUUGUGAUUUAAUUUUGUCUGUAAAUUUUCAAUAAGAUUCAAUUUUUUUGUUGAUUUAAAGGUGUAAGUAGUGAAUAUUGUGAGGAGGAAGAUGGAUUUAAUGAAGCACAGGAAUCUGACCCACUAAUGGACAUUUGUGGACAUGUUAUCACCAGCCUUCGCGUAUGGAUGGUGUUUAGCUUUCAGAGGAGGUGAGAGUUUUGGUUCUCAGUUGAUAUACAGAGUUUCUGGUGGUGCAAUUGGGAAUGCUGGGAGUUGGAUAUCUUGUCAUCUAGAUUGAUUGUCAUGACAUACUAAUAUAGACGUUUUAACAAGAAUGUUGAAGAUUGAAUUCUACUGAAAGCAGGGAAAUUCCAACGGGUGGGAACUUUUUAACUCUCAAAUAUCCAAACGGACCCUCAUAGAAUAAAGAAGGGCUAUAUUAGAUCAUUAUAUUCUGGGUUUACUUGUAUGAGCCUCUGAGGUGCUCUGUAUGAAUUAAGUAUAUUGGUGAUUUAGUGGCUGUGUAUUCUCUUUUUGUGUUA